Molecule: messenger RNA, 192 nt
Organism: Prorocentrum cordatum
Lineage: Eukaryota; Dinophyceae; Prorocentrales; Prorocentraceae
Source: the annotation of a GenBank genome assembly
AUGGAAGGAAGGUCGAUGAAUCCGCUUCCUCUCAGGAGCAUCGAGAAGAUCGAGAUCGAGGACAGCAGCGGCGUCGACCACUCCGCGACGAACGAAAGGGUCUACGCAGGCGUGCGCCCCCGCGUAGACGCCAGCUUUGAGAGCCGUGAUCCGUCGGAUUGGCUGCGCGCCACCAAGCGCGGGCACUUCUAU